Bombyx mori (domestic silkworm) is the source of this 1748-nucleotide messenger RNA. Its product is annotated as putative transporter SVOPL. The transcript is spliced from 10 exons. Gene Ontology annotation, cellular component: membrane. Gene Ontology annotation, biological process: transmembrane transport. The record is from RefSeq and is a predicted model, not a curated record. Bases 55 to 1587 code for a protein of 510 amino acids. Lineage: Eukaryota; Metazoa; Arthropoda; Insecta; Lepidoptera; Bombycidae. Gene Ontology annotation, molecular function: transmembrane transporter activity.
GACCUAGUGUUUUGUGUAAGAACUUAUAGUGCUCAAUACUUAUGAAGCUUUAUAAUGGAAAAUAAAAUUGGUACAGUAACGGAAUUUGUCGAAAAUCGUCACAAAAAUCCGGUUGAUUUGGAUCAAGCUUUGGAUGUUGUUGGUUUAGGUUGGUAUAAUUUCAAGUACUGCCUUGUGUUGGCGCUGUUUCUUAUCGCUGCAAUCAUAGAACCGGUUGGAUAUUCCUUCAUUGUUCCUUCAGCAAAAUGCGAUCUGAACAUGACUGAUGCCCAGAGAGGCUUUAUUUCUUCUGUACCGUAUAUUGGUAUUGUUGUAGCGUCAUUCCCUUGGGGUUUUUUAGUAGACACGAAAGGUCGGAAACGUGUUAUCAUAUAUGGUUCAUUGGCGGCAGGAGGUUUUGGUGUAAUAUCAGGCUUUAUGCCGGAACUAAUAAGUUUUACUGUAUGCAAAUUUAUUACUUCACUAUGUUUAGCGUGUCCAGCUGCGGCUCCCUAUUCGUAUAUUGGUGAGAUUCUCCCGCGAAGGCAUAGGGAUAUCAUGCUUUCGAUAACAAACGCUUUGCAAAUAACAGGAUCAGCUUUAGUUCCUCUUUUAGGUUGGUUGAUCUUACCCCUAGACUUCAGAAUAGACUUCGGGGCAUACUACUUUCGAUCGUGGCGUCUCUUGGUCAUAGUUUAUUCACUGUUCUUCAUUUUGGCCGCUUUUCUUUUAUCGUUCGGCCCGGAAAGUCCCAAAUACUUAGUUUCUCAGGGACAAAAUGAAGAAGCACUUAAAAUAUUACAAACAAUGUACGCAAAGAACAAAAGCAAAUCACCAGAAGAUUUUCCUGUUAAACAACUUCAGGUUGCAGAUGGCGAACGUGAAAAGAUAAGCUUCUUGAAAUCCCUCCAAGUGCAGACAAUGCCGUUGCUAAAACCACCAUAUUUGAAAUGGUUGUUUUUAAAUGGAUUUCUAUUGUUUGGCAUUUUUUCAGUAUUAAAUGGACUCUAUAUGUGGGUACCAGACCUUCUAAACCGAGUAUUAACUGGAAGCCAGUCAGGGUUAACUGCAUGCCAAGUAAUCGGUCAAAGAUUUAAUGAGACAGUAAGCCAAGAUGCUGUAUGUAUUGACACUAUUGACUCAAUCACUUACAUAAUCAAUUCGAUAGCAAGCGUCAGCUGCGCUAUAAUCGCCGUAGCCGUGAGCAGUACUGUCAAAUUCGUCGGAAAGAAGAACUUGCUAAUUAUUAUUUUCUGUUUAAUUGGCGUUUUUUGCAUACUGAUUAAUUACAUAACCGAAGACAUGCUGUUUGCGGUUUUGUUAUCAUCUGUGCCGAUCAUGGGGUUGGGCAUUGGACCAGUGAAUGCCUACGCUGUUGAGAUAUUUCCGACACAAUUGAGAGGAAUGGCAGUAAGUUUAUCAAUGAUGUUGGGACGAACAGGUUCUGUCGUAGGAACCAACGUGGCCGGAAUAUUACUGCGUGCCGCCUGCGAAGCAACUUUUUAUCUAUUCGGCGGAUUACUCUUAGUAUGCGGCGGUCUUACGCUCUUGUUGCCAAAAUCAAGAGAGGAACAUAAACCGAAAACCUCAAAAAUAACAAGAUUAUGAAAAAGUACUUAAUUUUGAUACAUGCGUAUUACAUACACUUCAUUUUACGGAAUUUGCUUUAAUUAUUUGACGGGUGUAUUUAUAGCUGUACAUACCUUUUUUUGCUGAGUCUGCACGGGGGAUCUAAGUAAAUAAAAAAUAAAAACAUAUUUUUACAUUUA